Molecule: messenger RNA, 732 nt
Organism: Mizuhopecten yessoensis (Yesso scallop)
Lineage: Eukaryota; Metazoa; Mollusca; Bivalvia; Pectinida; Pectinidae
Product: endoglucanase-like
Exons: 1
Coding region: 1-732 (243 amino acids)
Source: RefSeq, a predicted model, not a curated record
AUGCCCACAAAUGCCCGAAACACUGACAUGCUCACAAAUACUCCAAAGACGGACAUGCUUAUAAUUACUCAAAGGACGGACGUGCGUAAAGAUACUCAAAAGACUGAUAUGCGUACAAACACUCCAAAGACAAACAUAUCCACAAACACUCCAAAGACAGACAUACGUACAAACACUCCAAAGACAGACAUACCCACAAACACUCCAAAGACAGACAUACCCACAAAUACUCCAAAGACAGACAUACCCACAGACACUCCAACCACAGACAUGCGUACAAACACUCCAAAGACAGACAUACCUACAAAUACUCCAAAGACAGACAUACCCACAAACACUCCAAAGACAGACAUACCUACAAACAAUCCAAAGACAGACAUACCCACAAACAAUCCAAAGACAGACAUACCCACAGACACUCCAACCACAGACAUGCGUACAAACACUCCAAAGACAGACAUACCUACAAAUACUCCAAAGACAGACAUACCCACAAACACUCCAAAGACAGACAUACCUACAAACACUCCAAAGUUAAACAUACCCACAAACACUCCAAAGACGGACAUGCGUACAAAUACUCCAAAGACAGACAAACCCUCAAACACUCCAAAGACGGACAUGCGUACAAAUACUCCAAAGACGGACAUGCGUACAAACACUCCAACGACAUACAUGCGUACAAAUGUUCCAAAGACAGAUAUGCCCACAAAUUCUCUCCUAACUAAAUAA